Messenger RNA from Perca flavescens (yellow perch), 1167 nucleotides. RefSeq names its product gastricsin-like. The record is from RefSeq and is a predicted model, not a curated record. Gene Ontology annotation, biological process: proteolysis. Gene Ontology annotation, molecular function: aspartic-type endopeptidase activity. The transcript is spliced from 9 exons. NCBI's taxonomy places the organism in Eukaryota, Metazoa, Chordata, Actinopteri, Perciformes, Percidae. Bases 1 to 1167 code for a protein of 388 amino acids.
AUGAAGUGUCUUGUUGCUGUUUUGGUCUUUGUGGUGCUCGCAGAGGGACUUAAAGUAAAGAUCCCUCUGCAGAAGCACAAAUCCAUGCGUGAGGCCCUGAGAGACAAAGGGAUCGAGCUACCUUACCAGGAUCCGGCUCUCAAGUACUACCCCGAUCAGUUCGCCGGCUCUGCCAGCAUGUACAUCAAUAACUACGCUGAUACCACCUACUUUGGCGCCAUCAGUAUUGGAACACCCCCCCAGUCCCUCCAAGUGCUGUUUGACACCGGCUCUUCCAACCUGUGGGUGGACUCCACCUACUGUAACACUCAGGCCUGCAACGCACACACAAAGUUCGACCCCCAGCAGUCGUCUACCUUCUCUGCCAAUGGACAGAGUGUCUACCUACCCUAUGGAGCUGGAAGCCUCUAUGGACAGUUGGGCUAUGACACUGUCAAUGUAGGCAGCAUUGUGGUCACAAACCAGGAGAUCGGUCUGAGCACACAGGAGCCUAGUAACCCCUUUCUGGCUGCCAAGUUUGAUGGCAUCCUCGGCCUGGCCUAUCCAGCCAUCUCAGCUGGAGGACAGACUCCUGUCAUGGACAACAUGAUUUCUCAAGACCUGCUGAAUGACGACAUAUUUGCUUUCUACCUGUCCAGGGGAGGGCAGCAGGGCAGUGAGCUCUCUUUUGGAGGAGUGGACAACAGCAUGUACCAGGGCCAGAUCUACUGGACCCCUGUCACCUCUGAGACCUACUGGCAGAUCGGCGUUCAAGGAUUCCAGAUCAAUGGCCAAGAGACCGGCUGGUGCUCUCAGGGCUGCCAGUCCAUUGUGGACACUGGAACCUCAUCGCUGACAGCCCCAAGCCAGUAUAUGGGUAACAUCAUGCAGGCCAUUGGAGCUCAACAGAGUCAAUAUGGAAUGUACAUGGUGGACUGCAGCCAAAUCAACAACCUGCCAACUCUCAGCUUUGUUAUCAGCGGUACUGCCUUCCCUCUGCCUCCUUCUGCUUACAUCGAACAGCAAAACCAGAAUGGAUACCAGUUCUGUUCAGUGAACAUCAACCCCACCUACCUGCCCUCUCAGAAUGGCCAGCCCCUGUGGAUCUUUGGAGACGUGUUCCUCAGAGAGUACUACUCCGUCUAUGACCGCACCAACAACCAAGUCGGCUUUGCAUCAGCUGUCUAA